Tupaia belangeri chinensis (Chinese tree shrew) is the source of this 516-nucleotide messenger RNA. Its product is annotated as EP300-interacting inhibitor of differentiation 1-like. Gene Ontology annotation, cellular component: nucleoplasm. NCBI's taxonomy places the organism in Eukaryota, Metazoa, Chordata, Mammalia, Scandentia, Tupaiidae. The record is from RefSeq and is a predicted model, not a curated record. Gene Ontology annotation, biological process: negative regulation of DNA-templated transcription. Gene Ontology annotation, molecular function: transcription corepressor activity.
AUGUCGGAAAUGGCCCAGCUGAGCUAUGAAGGGAGCAGUGAUCUGCAGAUGGAUGUGAUUCCUGGCAAAGGUGACCUUCCCCAGAUGGAGGUAGGCAGCGGAGGCUGGGAGCCAUCCUUGAGCCCCUCCUGCUACAGGCGGCCACAGCUGGAGAAGAAAGGUCCAACGGAAGAGGAGGAGGCCCAGCCAACUGCGGCACCAGGAGGGAAACAGGGCCUUGUCAACCGGCCGAACUCUGGGGAGCAGCCAGGCUAGUUUGAUGAUUUCAAGAGCGAAGACGAGGGCGGGGAAUCUGAUGGCUGGGAGGACAACUGUGACUAUCCCGAAGAGGAGCCGCUGAGUGGAGCAGGCUACAGAGUAUCAGCGGCCCUUGAAGAGGCCAACAAAAUGUUCUUAAGAACAUCCAAAGCAAGAGAAGCAGUUCUGAAUGGUGGGUUUCAGACGCAUUAUGAGAGGACCCUGUUUGAUCAGCUGACGUUUAUUGAAGAGCUCUUUUCAUGUAGGGCUAGCAGGUAG